AAUAGGGAUAUAUGAAGUUUCUAUGUUAACUUCUGCAGUAGUUAGUCCAACUAAGAAGUUACUACAUUGUAGCAAGUAAAACGUCUGAAAGUAGCUUUACAGAAUUCUAUUUUAAGUGCGUAAGAGGUGUAAUAUAAAAAUGGGACUUUUACGCAAUAUAUUUCGCAAUGAGACACUGAGAAAGUGGGCAUAUAACGCAUCUACUUUUAACCAGUAUGGUUUAAUGAGAGAUGAUUGUCGCCGUCUAAGUCCUGAAGUUGAAGAAGCACUAAGGCGGUUGCCUAAACAUUUAGUUGAAGAACGUAAUUUUCGUAUUAUUAGGGCUCAUCAAUUAGAAUGUAACAAAACGAUUUUACCAAAAGAUGAAUGGACUAAACUGGAAGAGGAUGUAUUAUACCUCACCCCCUACGUAAAUGAAGUAUUAAAAGAGCAAGAAGAAAAAGACUUAUAUGAAGCUCAGUAAAAUAUAUAAUUACUUGUUAGUAAUACUAUUUUAUGUAUAGUGUAUAUUUUAAGAGUAUUAAAUUGUAUAUGUGAUACUCAAAGUACUAAAUGAAAUAUAAUUAUCAUUCAUUUAAA
This is a messenger RNA of Nomia melanderi (Alkali bee), 579 nucleotides long. RefSeq names its product cytochrome b-c1 complex subunit 7. NCBI's taxonomy places the organism in Eukaryota, Metazoa, Arthropoda, Insecta, Hymenoptera, Halictidae. Gene Ontology annotation, cellular component: respiratory chain complex III. The record is from RefSeq and is a predicted model, not a curated record. Gene Ontology annotation, biological process: mitochondrial electron transport, ubiquinol to cytochrome c.